This is a messenger RNA of Eutrema salsugineum, 1198 nucleotides long. Its product is annotated as nucleolin. Bases 203 to 973 code for a protein of 256 amino acids. The transcript is spliced from 2 exons. Lineage: Eukaryota; Viridiplantae; Streptophyta; Magnoliopsida; Brassicales; Brassicaceae. The record is from RefSeq and is a predicted model, not a curated record. Gene Ontology annotation, molecular function: zinc ion binding.
UAGAACCAAAGAAGGAGAAAUAGAUUUUUUGCUCGACCCAGAAAAAGACGAAAGUAGCCUCAAAGAAUUGAAUCACAGAAAACACGCCACGAAAAUUAUCCCCCUGCAACUUGCACUCUCUUCUUCUCGUCUCUGCUUCCCUUAUUUCCCGAGAGAGAGAAAGCUCAACACCGAACCCAGAAACUAGAGAGAAAACUUUUGAAUGGGGAAGAAGUGUGAUUUAUGCGACGGUGUUGCAAGAAUGUAUUGCGAAUCAGAUCAGGCGAGUCUAUGCUGGGACUGCGACGGUAAAGUUCACGGCGCUAAUUUCCUUGUCGCUAAGCACACGCGAUGUCUUCUCUGCAGCGCCUGCCAAUCACCUACGCCUUGGAAAGCCUCUGGGCUUCGCCUCGGCCCAACCUUCUCCGUCUGCGAUUCCUGCGUCGCUCUUAAAACCGCCGCCGCCGGAGACGGUGGAGGCGGCGGUGUGAGCACCGACCGGAUUUUGAUGGAGAAUCGAGGUCAGGAGAUCAGCGGUUUCGAUCACGAAGAGGAUCGGCUCAGAGAAUACGACGGUGACGGCGCGGAAUCUUACGAUGACGAUGAGGAUGAAGAUGAGGAUGAGGAAUACAGUGAUGAAGAUGAAGAUGAAGAUGAAGAUGAUGUUGACGAUGAGGAAGCGGAGAAUCAAGUGGUACCGUUGGCUGCGGCGGCGCAACCGCCUCCGGCGAUGAGUUCUUCAUCUUCUAGUGGAGAUCUGGCGGCGAAGAGGACAAGGGACUGCUAUGAUGACGAGAUCGGAUACCAUUCAGCUCAAGAGUCAGAUUAUUCUCGGCCGUUGAAGCGACCGUCAAGAGACGAACUCGCGUUUAAAUCAACGGCUAUCACCAGACUAGAAGGAGGGAUCACAUCGAACGCCGCCGUUGAUUCAUCUCCUUCGUCGUCUUCUCUGAUUUUUGCGAUCGCCAAAAUGAGGAGAGAUCUCAACCGUUGAUUUUGUCUUUCCAUUUGAUAAAUCACCACCGUCCAUUUCUAACCAUACUUGUUUUAGUCUUGAGUUAGUAUUUCUUUGAUCCCUAUGUCGUACAAAAAUCAAUUUUAAACGUUGUAUUUAACCUUUUAAUAUCAUUAUUCUGCUGAUUUUUUUUCUCUCUUAAGUGGUUAAGUUUGGCUUCAUAUGUAAUUAAAUGCUUAUUAGAUCCGAAUUGCAUCAUUGAUA